GUAUGCUACAAUAAUAAUAAACAAAUAAAAGAAUAAAAGGACAUUCUCCAUAAAGAUCACCAGGUAAAUUCUGUUCAAAUUUAUUGAAUAUUAGUAAUAAAUUUGCAGGGACAGGUGGAAGUAAUAAUAUAUAAGUUAUAUAACAUUUUUAAUAGUGUGUUCAUCAUUAGCUCCUAAGAAAAGUUAAGCUCCAUAAAAAGUACCAAAAUCAGGAAUCUUUUAAGCUUUACCUAUGAUUGAAUAGACUUUAUUUAAAAAAUAUUAUGAUCGUGGAGAUCUUCCAAUUGCUGUUAAUUUUAGUGGAGCAGUUAGAAAGAUUGUAUGGAAAUGUGAACCUGAAUGUUUAGAUUAUCAUUUAUAUCUUCCAAUAUUCUUUGAAGGAUUAAGAGAAGUUGAAGAUCCUUAUAAAUUCUUAGCUGUCAAUGGAUGUGAAGAAUUAUUAUAAAAAGGUGAAACUAAGAUAUUAUCUGUAUUACCAUAAUUGAUUAUUCCUAUUAAAAGUAAAUAUAAUAUAUAUAUAUAUUAAAUAGAAGCAUUAGCAACAAAGAAUCAUGAUAUUAUGUGUAUUACAUUAAAGAAAAUAUAGAAAUUAGUCAAAAGUGGUUAAAUGAUAGGAGAAGCAUUAGUACCUUAUUAUAGAUAAAUAUUACCAGUUAUGAAUAUGUAUAAAAAUAAAAGAUGUAUUUAUAUUAUUAUUAUUAUAGUAAAUAUUGGAGAUAAAAUUGAUUAUUCAUAAAGAAAAAAUGAAAAUCUAUCUGAUCUUAUAUAAGAAACAUUAGAAACACUUGAAAAAAAUGGAGGAGAAGAUGCAUAUAUUAAUAUUAAAUAUAUGAUACCAACAUAUGAAAGUUGUAUGUUUUGA
Molecule: messenger RNA, 862 nt
Organism: Paramecium pentaurelia
Lineage: Eukaryota; Ciliophora; Oligohymenophorea; Peniculida; Parameciidae
Source: the annotation of a GenBank genome assembly